Molecule: messenger RNA, 4214 nt
Organism: Psammomys obesus (fat sand rat)
Lineage: Eukaryota; Metazoa; Chordata; Mammalia; Rodentia; Muridae
Gene: Lrch1
Product: leucine rich repeats and calponin homology domain containing 1
Exons: 21
Coding region: 214-2505 (763 amino acids)
Molecular function (GO): protein binding
Source: RefSeq, a predicted model, not a curated record
CGCCGCAGCCCUCGGCUUCCGCGCCUGGAAACCUCAGCGACCGCGCCGCUGCUCCCCGGCUCUGCGCCGCCGCCCCUCCCGCGAGGCCAGCGGGGAAGCGCAGCGGGGACUCGGGGCCUCCGGGAGGUGGUGGUGGUGGGGGAGAACCUGUGACCCCCCGCGCGGGAGCGGCGGGGCGGGGCGGGGCGGGGUGGGGUGGGGGACCGGGAGAAGAUGGCGACGUCGGGAAGCGAACCCCAAGCUUUCGCGCCCGCCCUCUCGGUGACCGCCCUGCACCCGCAUCUGCACCCGCACCACCAGCAUCACGGAGGAGGCGCGGGCGGCGCGGGCGGCUUCAACCUGCCCUUGAACCGCGGUCUGGAGCGCGCGCUGGAGGAGGCGGCCAACUCUGGGGGCUUGAACCUGAGCGCCAGGAAGCUGAAGGAGUUUCCCAGGACCGCAGCCCCGGGGCACGACCUCUCGGACACGGUUCAGGCAGAUCUAUCUAAAAACAGACUGGUGGAAGUGCCGAUGGAGCUGUGCCAUUUUGUGUCGCUGGAAAUUCUCAACCUGUAUCACAACUGCAUCAGAGUCAUUCCUGAGGCCAUUGUUAAUCUGCAGAUGCUGACCCACCUAAACUUGAGUCGAAAUCAGCUGUCUGCCCUGCCUGCCUGCCUGUGUGGCCUGCCUCUCAAAGUCUUAAUCGCAAGUAACAACAAGCUUGGAUCACUGCCUGAAGAGAUAGGUCAGCUCAAACAGUUAAUGGAGUUGGAUGUCAGCUGCAAUGAGAUCACUGCCUUGCCCCAGCAGAUAGGCCAGCUGAAGUCUCUACGAGAACUGAACGUCCGGCGAAAUUAUCUUAAGGUUUUACCACCAGAACUAGUAGAACUCCCCUUGGUAAAGUUUGACUUUUCCUGCAACAAAGUACUGGUGAUCCCCAUCUGCUUCAGAGAGAUGAAGCAGCUGCAAGUGCUCCUCCUGGAGAACAAUCCUCUGCAGUCCCCUCCGGCUCAGAUUUGCACAAAAGGAAAGGUGCACAUAUUUAAGUAUCUGAGCAUACAGGCGUGCCAGAUGAAGACAACCGACUCCCUUUACCUCCACGCCAUUGAGAGGCCUCAUUUACACCAGCCUGUGGAAGACAGUAAGAAGGACUCUGAUUCAGGAGUUGGAAGUGACAAUGGCGAUAAGCGGUUAUCUGCCACGGAGCCCUCUGAUGAGGACACAGUUAGCCUCAAUGCGCCCAUGUCGAACAUCAUGGAGGAAGACCAGACCAUCAAGGAGGACGCAUGCCAUCAUCUCGCCCCUGCUAAAGGAGAAUUUCAGCCAAAGCCUUCCCUUUUGGGGGACAGCAACAACUCAGGACAAGAAAGAAACCAGUUCACUGAUGGGGCAGACACUCUCCACUCAGGAUUCAUGAACUGUAUUAAGGACCAGGCAGAAGACUGUGAAGAGCUAUUGCGGAUAGAAGAGGACGCACACUGGCCGAUGGGGGGACUUCUAAGUUCAUCCAAAGACCGGGAUUUGGAUAUAGCGAUGAUUGAGGAGCUGAGGGAGGCAGAAGACUUUCUUCAGGAUCCCAACGGUCUAAGCACUGAGAUUACAGAGAGAAGCAUUUUGAACCUGUACCCCAUGGGCUCAGCAGAAACCUUAGAAUUACCUGAUCCUGCUCUCAAUGGUCAGUUGCAGCUGGAGACCUCUCCAGAGGUGCGAAGUGAUCUGACAUUACAGAGUAAUGGAAGCCAGUAUUCUCCAAGUGAGAUGAGAGAGAACUCACCCUCAGUGUCUCCUACUGCAAACAUCACAGCUCCGUUCGGCCUGAAGCCUCGCUCAGGAAUGAGCAACUUGCCUUCUUUCGAAUCACAGCAAAGAAAAGUGGCAAAGGGAGCAUACCCAGCCCUCAUUCUCCCUCCUAUCUCCUUCAACAAACUUACACAGGCACAAACAUGGGACAACUCUAGCUACAGUGUUCCAUCCGAAGGAGACAGUGACAAUGUGUUUCUAAGACCUCAGAGAAAUUUGGAAUCUAUAGACCCACAGUUUACGAUUCGGAGGAAAAUGGAGCAGAUGAGAGAAGAGAAAGAGCUGGUGGAGCAGCUCCGCGAGAGCAUCGAGAUGAGGCUGAAGGUGACCCUGCAUGACGACCUGGGGGCGGCGCUCAUGGACGGUGUCGUGCUCUGCCACCUGGCCAACCACAUCCGUCCGCGAUCUGUCGCCAGCAUCCAUGUUCCCUCCCCUGCGGUUCCCAAACUCAGCAUGGCCAAGUGCAGAAGGAAUGUGGAAAACUUCUUGGAAGCGUGCAGAAAACUUGGCGUUCCCGAGGCCGACCUCUGCUCUCCGUAUGACAUCCUGCUGUUGGAUUUUCGUCACAUUCGAAAGACUGUUGACACUCUGCUGGCACUCGGGGAGAAACCCCCACAAUCAACUUCUGCCCUCCGCUCCAGGGACCUUAUAGGCUUCUGUCUUGUCCAUGUUCUCUUUAUAAUACUGGUCUAUAUCACUUACCACUGGAAUGCUCUGUCCGCGUAACCCCCGCAUGCGCAUCCAAAUGCUCUCUGCUCUGGCACCCUGGUCCAUCCCAGCUCCUUCCUCCAUUGGAGCCUUUGCCUUGCAAACUCCCAUCCCUGUCAUCUCUUCAGUAAGCUAUCAAGUUCUGAAGUUCAACAUUUACAAACCAGAUUUUUCCAGAAGCACAAACUCUGUAGAAUGCAGUUCUCAUUGGGUAAUUUCUUGUAUUUAACUGAAAAGCAACAGUGACAGCAAAGCCUGUCAGUCCAUACCUCAUGCUCCUUCAUGCACAAAGUGCCCUCAGCAAUGGUGCUGCGGGUCCUGAUCUCUCCCAUGAGCCUUUACUGCUCUGGGUAGGGGGUAAGGAGAACCAGGACAGGAACAGGCUGGAUUUAGCAUAUGGGAGUCUUGAUACUUGAUUCCUGUCCUAAUUCAGGACUGGGAAUUGAGCUGUAGGACUGGGAAUUGUUGCCUUGCAGAGACAAGAAGCCAGCAUUUGGGUCCAAUAUGAUUUAUACAAAUCUGUAAUGAUGCCAUUGUUGACCAAGCUGAGAAGUCUUAUCUGGAGAAUGACUGCUUUGCUGGCUGGUUAACUGGAGUCCUCCCUGUUUGCUGCAAGGGGGUUGUGGAGGGCACCCAGGAGGGUUGCCACCUUGGUCCCUGGGAGCAUGCCCUCUCAUAUGAGGAAGUGCCUUCCUGUUAGAGCGCCAUCUGGCGGAUCUGCUUUGCAGGGCUUUUCCUUUUUGUUAGGUCUGUUCUGAAGCCGAGAGAAGGGUUUUCUAGAAGGGAUUUCUAUUUUUGCAUAACGUGGUGGGUCAUUUUACUUUGUUGGUAUAUUGCAUAAUUGCAGAUCCGGAAUGUGAUGGAUUUGACUAUUCAAUUUUGAAUAAAUCUAUAGAGUCUUGGAACAUCCUUGGCACUGGGGCCUUGGGUUACCAUAGCAGCAGCCCAUAAUAAGAUUGCUCUUAUUUAGACGAAUGUUGUUUCUCCAUUUACUUGGAAUAUACAUUUGGCCUUUGAGUUCCAGUGAUGUUAACGAGCCAACUGUUUAUUUUUUAAGUCAGUUUUUAAAGGCUUACAUAGCAGCCUCUUACCUUUUGGAGCAAAGUGAUGAGCUUUUAAUUAAAGAAAAAAAAUUGUUACACUUUGCUGUAGGUGCAGAUCUUGCCGAUCCCUGGGAUGCUCUUUAGAAUAUGAGAAGUCCCUGCUGCAAGCUCCGGCCACCACCGGCUGCUUUGUUUCCUCUCCUUCUUGCCAAACACUGCUUCUUGGGUUGGGAAGAUGAUGGAGUUAAUGCCCUCAAGAUAAAUGUCUAGUUUGCUGAGACGCGGACAUUCCUCUGAUAUGGCUGCUAAAGAAGAGUAUCUUAUUUUUUUUUUGAACAUACUCAUGAGAACAGUGGAGAUGAGAUUCUGAAAAUCCCUCCAUACUUGAAAGGAUAUAUUUAUAAAGAUUCCUUGCUGCUAAAUCAGAUCUGAUUUUUUUCUUUAAAAAAGGAACCAUUCUUUGAGAUGUUAGACUGUGUGAGCCUUUUCCUCCCAGCUUUGUGUUGAUUGGUGAACACAGGGUACGUGUGUGUUGCUGGACAUGAGUUGUGUCUAAAUAACCACAGAUUUCCUGAAUUGCCUUUGGUGCUAUCUUGUAUUUCUCAAUCUGUAACAAUAAAAUCCCUUUGUACAGUGUCUGGUGAGCACCGUGAGCCGUAAGUUGCUUAAUAAACACAAUUUGGG